This is a messenger RNA of Aedes albopictus (Asian tiger mosquito), 1069 nucleotides long. RefSeq lists its product as uncharacterized. The transcript has a single exon. Bases 7 to 825 code for a protein of 272 amino acids. Gene Ontology annotation, molecular function: oxidoreductase activity, acting on the CH-OH group of donors, NAD or NADP as acceptor. The record is from RefSeq and is a predicted model, not a curated record. Lineage: Eukaryota; Metazoa; Arthropoda; Insecta; Diptera; Culicidae.
UCUAAGAUGGCAGACCCGUUGUCCCGAGGGAGCUUGUACGAGUUUCAGAAGUUGCCGUACAAUCCUGCAAUUCCGAGAAAACGAAAGUCGACUUUGGAAUCAAUAUGGACUACCUUCAAACGGUUGUUUUACUUUGGUCAAUUCUUGGUGAAGAGCAUCCCUGUCUGGAUCCAGCUCAUCUGGAAAUGGUUGAACCCACCGCCUCCGAAGAACAUUUCUGGAUGGAACGCACUAGUGACAGGAGGAUCGAAUGGGAUUGGUCGGGCGGUGAGUUUGGAACUGGCAAAGAUCGGGUGGAAUGUGGCCAUAGUCGAUAUCGAUGCCGAAAAUGGCGAAAAAGUGGCCGAGGAACUGUUCAAGUAUCGCAUCAAGGCAGCCUUUUACAAAGCAGACAUUGCUGACUACGAAGCGGUCGUUGAUAUGAAAAGUAAAAUCGAGCAAGACUUUGGUCCCGUAGACAUCCUGAUCAACAACGCGGGAAUACUCCCAUUCCUAGUGCCCGACGAGUACAGCCCGGAAAACCUUCGCAGAAUGAUGGACGUGAAUGUGCUGAGUCAUUUUUGGACCACCAACGUGUUCCUACCGGGGAUGUACCACCGCCGCCGUGGACAUAUCGUUGGCAUAGCAUCCAGAUCUGCUUACACCCCAACGGGGUACAUGCGUAACUAUGCCACCAGUAAGUACGCGGUGCGUGGGUUCAUGGAAGACCUUCACGACGAAAUUCACCACGCUGGUUUCGAGGGUCAAGUCGUCACAACCAGUGUGUUUCCGAUAUUGAUCAACACCAGGAAGGAGUCGAUCGAGCGCUUUCUUUCACUACCGUGAGAUUCACAUAUUGUCACAUAUUGUUAGAUUAAACUACAGGUGAAUGAAUAUUACGUUCUUUUUUGUUGACAGCGGCUUUGAGAAUAUGUCGGUGAACAGUCUGGAAGAGGCAGCCAGAACAAUAGUUGAAGCGAUCAGAACCAAUCGGCGGAAGCUGUUUGUUCCUAACAUUUUGCAGCCGUGGCAAUUGGCGCUGUUUGAGUAAGUGUUAGGGAUCUAAUUAUUGGGCUGAUAUCAAGAUGUU